This is a messenger RNA of Sinocyclocheilus grahami, 1016 nucleotides long. Its product is annotated as guanylate kinase-like. NCBI's taxonomy places the organism in Eukaryota, Metazoa, Chordata, Actinopteri, Cypriniformes, Cyprinidae. The record is from RefSeq and is a predicted model, not a curated record. The transcript is spliced from 6 exons. The coding region runs from base 44 to 457 and encodes 137 amino acids. Gene Ontology annotation, molecular function: GMP kinase activity. Gene Ontology annotation, cellular component: cytosol.
GUUAAACCAUCAGAAUGAUUACAACUUUGUCACCAGAGAGAAGAUGCAAGAGGGAAUCGACAAGGGUGAAUUCAUUGAGAAUGCAGAGUUUUCUGGGAACAUGUAUGGAACCAGCAAAUCAUCCAUAGAAGACGUUCAGGCACAAAACCUCAUCUGCAUCUUGGAUGUUGACAUACAAGGAGUGAAAAACAUUAAAAAGACUGAUCUGAACCCCAUAUAUAUCUCCAUCCAGCCUCCUUCAAUGGAGAUCCUGGAAAAGCGUCUGAGAGACAGACAAACCGAGACAGAGGAGAGUCUACAGAAGCGUCUGGAGGCAGCGAGGAUUGACAUGGAGCUCAGUAAGGAACCUGGGGUUUUUGAUAUGGUAAUCAUUAAUGAUGAUUUGGAAGAAGCCUAUGAGAAACUCAAAAGUGUUCUUAUUGAGGAAAUUGAGAAGGUGCAAGAUGCCGAGAAAUAGGAAAGAAUAAACGGCACUUUUGACCUUUCUGCCCGACAACACAAGAUAUGAAGCCUUUUUUCCAGCCUUGUACGGUGCAAUCAUGCAAUCAAGACAGGUGCUGUGUUCAAAGGAGUGUGCAAUAGAGCUUUUCUCUGUGGGUGAGAGAAAAUCUGUGCAUGUAUGUUAAAAACAUCUCAAUCUCGUUGAAGACACUUCUCUAUUAACUCUCUCAAGCAUGUUUGCACCUUGAAUUAUGAAGGGAGAAAACUGUAAUAAAAACGAGUUCAGUAAGCUAUUAUUGAUGACAAUAGUUUGUUUAUCACCAGCAUGUUAGUGCUAUAGUAGAGAAAUGAUUGUUUUUUAAUAUGUAUGAUCUUUGUAGAGAGCUACGCUAUACAGCUCGUUUGAUUCUCAGGUAGCCUUCAACGGGUUUGAAUGUACAGUACUCACCUGAAUGGUUAGUUUGGGUUGCACCUACGUUUCUAAAUUUGUGUUGAAUAUAAAAUUAUGUCAUUUUGGGUUAGCUGAAAUAAAAUAAAAUGAAACUACAGCCACACUAAAGAAUUUCUCCAUUAUC